Microthlaspi erraticum is the source of this 330-nucleotide messenger RNA. The record is from the annotation of a GenBank genome assembly. Lineage: Eukaryota; Viridiplantae; Streptophyta; Magnoliopsida; Brassicales; Brassicaceae.
AUGUGCGACAGCAACGACAUGAUUGUGGAAGAGAAUGAGAAUGGAGGGAAUCAAAUGGAUGUGGAAAGGUUUGUUGAGUUGGAAGCGAAGGAAGUGGGAAAAAGCAAGCAGGGGAUGGAGAAAAAAACGGGAGCAAAGAAGAGGGUGAUUAGGUCUACAAUGAGUGUCGGUGGAGGCCCACUUCGACGUCUGGUGCUUGGUGCGAAAACACCUAAGCGGAAGGUAGCUGGGAAGGAGCAUCCCCGUGGUGGAGAAAAAGGUGCCAGAAAGGAAACGGAGCCGGCGGGAAACCCAUCGGAAGGGUCCGAGACUACUAAAAAUGUUGCUUAA